This is a messenger RNA of Copidosoma floridanum, 1308 nucleotides long. Its product is annotated as royal jelly protein-like protein. The record is from RefSeq and is a predicted model, not a curated record. Gene Ontology annotation, cellular component: extracellular region. Lineage: Eukaryota; Metazoa; Arthropoda; Insecta; Hymenoptera; Encyrtidae.
AUGGCACAUCUGGCCAAAGCAAUGACAAAGGACCCUCGAUCCCUGUUUUGCACGACCUUCCAACAAUUGUACUGCCCUGUGUUCAGAAUGUACCUGAGUCAAAAAGGAUUAGAUAUAAGUGCUCCAAGUAUUGUAAAUGCUGCACCCGAUGACAUGUUAAUAACUAAAUUUGAGUGGUCGUUUGUCGACUACACGUGGAGAUCUGAAGAUCAUAAGAAACAGUACACAGAAAAUGGUGACUACGAUUUAACAAAAAUAAUUCUCAUUGACGUCGAUCAUGCACCGGACGGACGAACUUUCGUGACGGCUGAAAAGAAUAAAGGUGUUCCGGUAACUUUAGCCACCAUAUCACAGGUGAUGGGAAAAGGUGGACCUCUUCUUACGCCCUAUCCAAACUGGGAUUACUAUGAACAAAAAGACAUAUGUCAAGGCAUUAUCAAUGUGUACAGAAUUACCAUUGAUACCUGCAACAGAUUGUGGGUGCUAGAUAAUGGAUGGAUUGGCCAGAACCAUACGUGUCCAGCCAAAUUAUUAGCAUUUAAUCUUAGAACGGAUCAUGAAGUCGUUAGACACAUUUUUGAUGACGAUGUGGCCAGAGGUAAAAAUGGAGUUAGUUUACUAGUGACACCGAUAAUCGAAACAAAUCGCCGUUGUUACAGUGUUACGGUGUACAUAGCUGAUGCUUUAGGACAUGGAUUGGUAAUUUUCAAAAACGGUACCACAAUUCGAUUGGAAGGUGACGUUUACGCUCCUGAGGAAGGAAACACAAAAGCCUCUAUAGCUGGAGAUGUGCUCAGUUUAGCGGGUGGAGUGACAGGAAUGGCUCUGUCACCGAGAAAAGAUAAAAAGCGUACCUUGUUUUUUCGACCUUUAUCUUCUUUGUCCAUUUACGCGGCUGAUACGAAAGAAUUAAAAAAUAGCUUCUGUGGCGGUACGGUAAAUUACACGAGGGGUACCAAUAUUUUGCCGAGCCCGGCAACAGCCAUGGCAUUUAGUCCAUACAAUGGUGUGUUGUUUUACGGGCUCCCCAACCAAACUUCAAUCGGUUGCUACAACAUGAAGAAUACUCUGGAGCCGAAAAAUCUCGGAAUUGUGUUAACCGACACCAAGAGACUUCCAUUCGUCAGUGGGAUGAAAGUUAAAAGAAGACGAAGAAAUCUACCAAAAAGUGAUUACUUGUUAAUGAUGACCAAUAGAUAUAAAAAAUUUGCUUCCGGAACCAUGAAUUUCAAAAAAAUUAAUUUCCACGUCGUAGUAGCUCAUGUUUAUGGACUUAUACGGAAUACAUCGUGUCUUGUCAACGUAUAG